AUGAUCUUGAAGAGAACAUUGAAUGUUGCGACGAACACACUCCUCACACGGUACGCCGCCUUCGCACCGAGUCUUGCCUGCAUGGCAACUGGCACAAGCUCGGCGCGCACGGCUCAGAGGCUCUGUUAUCUUGUGCUGUUUUUGAACGUGGCGUCGAAGCGUGUCACUAAAAUCGACGUUUUAUAG
Penicillium canescens is the source of this 186-nucleotide messenger RNA. RefSeq lists its product as uncharacterized. The transcript has a single exon. Bases 1 to 186 code for a protein of 61 amino acids. The record is from RefSeq and is a predicted model, not a curated record. Lineage: Eukaryota; Fungi; Ascomycota; Eurotiomycetes; Eurotiales; Aspergillaceae.